Molecule: messenger RNA, 1237 nt
Organism: Ectocarpus sp. CCAP 1310/34
Lineage: Eukaryota; Phaeophyceae; Ectocarpales; Ectocarpaceae
Source: the annotation of a GenBank genome assembly
UCUCUCGAAACGAAGGCUCACAAACAUGAAGAACAAGUCGGUGGAGGACCGUUUUCCGCAAAUGAAGAGCUUCCACAGGAGGCUGCGCCAGCUGCUGCAGGAACCACCCGUUCGCCGGGCCGCUGCUGGGGGCGCCGCCGAGAACAACUGCGCUGCGAUCGUUCCUGUGGAAUCGCCCCUCCACGGGCGCUUCAGCCUGAAUGCGCGUUUCAACGUCGACCAGGUUGGACUCGCAUUCGUCAACGGCCUCGACUCGACGUGGGACGAGACGGGAGCUUUGCGAGUGCAAAUUGGGCAGCCGUUCCCUGGUCUUGAGAAGCGACAGUGCACCGUCAACUGUUUCAUCGGAGCUGGAGACAAGUUGAUGCGGACCGUGGUCAUUUUCCGCGGCAAAGGCAAAGUCUCGGCGGUGGAGAAGGCGGCGUACGACCCCGGCGUGGACGUGCUCUUCCAGGAGAACGCGUGGAUGGACGGCCCAACGUGCAUGGCGUGGGCAAAAAACAGCUUCCUACGCAGCAUCAAGGGGGAGGAAGGUGUCGUUCCAGAGGAGCAGUCCAUCCUUUUCGCGGACAACCUGCACGCGCAGACAACGGACGAGUUCAAGAAAUUCCUUCACGGCGAGUGCAACACGCUGCUGCGGCUACUUCCCCCCAAGUUGACCGACGAACUCCAACCGGUCGAUGCCGGCUAUGGACGCCUCCUCAAAGUCGAAGUCGCUGGUGCAAGGCGAAUCCUUUUCACGCGAUUCACUGCAAGGGCGGUCGCCCGAAUGGGCGCUCGGCCUGGGUACCGCCAUCGCCUGUUCGAGAAGACCGGACUGACGAUGACGGCAGACGGGUCGUUGGACGACCGCAUCACUCCGGAGGGUGUAGUUGGGGCGUACAACUUCAUGGACGGGGGCACGAGCAGUGAAGAGGAGAUGCCCGAUAGGAUGAUGAGGUCGGCGACGACGAUGGGAGGGCGGGCGGCGGCGAAUCAAGCUGCGACGGCGACGCAAGCGCAGAUGAUGAUGCUAGACAGCGACGAUGACGUCGACUCCGACGAUGACAUCAUCGCGAUGGAGCUUCCGGUCGGAUUCUGUAUUCAAGAGUCUCCUCCAGAAAAGCUGGAUCGCGCAUUGAUCAAGCGUUGCGUGUUCUUGAUUGAGCCGGCGGGGGUGUGUGAGGGUGAACAGCCACGCCGGCAGGGCAGUAGGGCGCGAACCCCCAACGUUCGCAACAUUGACCAGCCGGGAUAG